GUUCCAGAUCCACAACAGACCAGGAUUCCACAGUGCUGUGAGCAUCACAUCACACCGAAUAGACAUGGAUUACAUUAUUCGCGCAGCCAACGUGGAGGACUGCAAAGACUUAACACGGAUGAUCAUGGAAUUGGCUGAACAUGAGAAAGUCACAGACCAUGUGAAAAUCACACAGAAAGACUUGGAGCAAGACGGCUUCUCCAAGAACCCGUUCUUCCAUGGAAUCAUUGCUGAGGUUCCUGAACAGCACAGAAGCAAAGAAGGCCAUACGAAGAUAGGAUACGCACUUUACUUCUAUUCCUACAGCACAUGGAAGGGCAGGGCUGUGUAUAUGGUGGACUUGUACGUGAUGCCUGAGUUCAGAGGGAAGGGCAUUGGUAAAGCACUCAUGAGCGAGGUAGCGCAGCUGGGCCUCGCUGCCGGCUGCACCAAGCUCAACUUUAUUGUUCUUAACGGCAACAAAUCGUCUCUGGACUUCUACUUCAGGCAGGGCUGCUCCGACGUCACGGCUGACUUGGGCUACCACUAUAUGAGCUGCAGUGGAGAGGCUUUGGAGUGCCUGGCCCAACCUUAACCCGACACCGGGCUCAUGACCUCUUGACUUUUGUAACCAUGAGGUCGAUUCACACAAUGCGGGGCAUUGAGUGAGCGCCACUCAGAAGCCCUGUUCCAAAUCUUGACAAUCAUAAUUAUCAUGCUGAUUUCUCAAAAAUCUAAUAUAUUUGAAUAUGACCGUUCGCUAAGCCCCACCCUCCUUAGUUACUGUUGCUACGCUACUGUCAAGCUUUCCAUUCUGAAACAGUUCUGCACCACCAACACAUCAUCAUUCAGAAAUUAAAUGAUUUUUUUUCUGUGCACAAAAAUUCAGAAAAAGCUUUUGCACCCUAAAGCCAUUGUAGGACUGUUGAUUAAAAGAAAAGAGUUUCUGGUAUUACAUCACUUUAAAGUUAUGAUCCCCUUGUCUUCCAGCUGAGGAGCUCUUGUGAAGCACAAUGUUGCAUUUGCACUAUUUUCUUCUUUUUAUGCUGUGUACGUACAAAGAGAGUUCUCGUGAUAAACUGUGAACUAAAUGAAUCCAUGGAGAUGCUGUACUACUGUAUUUCUGCGGCUCCCACAUACAUCUGAAAAUUGAUCUAAACAAAGCUGGUCAGCAGAACUUCAAACUGCACCCAGAGACAUAGCAAGAAGUCUAAAGUCUCACCAGGGGCCUCUACAGGCUGCAAUAUUUAUUACACACUACAACAUUAAAAUGUUGGAUGGAACAAACAUACUGAUGAUUUUGCUCUUUUUGAGAUGUAGGAUAACAUUUUGUGUGUUGUUUAAUACAAUCAUACUUCAGUUUAAUUCCUUUGAAGGUGUUCAGCAAAUUUCAUGGUAAUGUUAGGGAAAUAAUUGCAUUAAUCAUAUGACUGUGUGAUCACCUAUGUAUGUGUAAUCAUAUAAACUGUGUGUUUAAUCUAUGUAUGGAGGCUGAGUUCAGCUGUGUGUGAAAGCCUUGACAGUGAAUGGCUGUAAAAGGACAUGUACCCAUUAGGAAAGAAACUUAAUGAUCAACAGUUUGGUUUUUUUGGAAAGGUCAUGGACAGACAUCCAUCUGAGGAAAGCUAAGACAAAGAGCAUGAACAUAACGUGCACAUAACUUUGAUUGAAACAAUAUCACUUCACUCUAAGUACAUGAGAACAGAACAUACUGGUAACCACUGUAGCAUUAUUUUAACCAAUAUGGAGAUUCUUCAGUCAGUGUCAGUGAUAUAUGACGCUGGAAAACUUGUCCUUGAAGAUUUCAGAACCUGUUGCCUGCGUGACUAGCCAUAGCUGAACACAGCCUUCCUUAUCACAUCUUACCAAAUAAGCAUUCUUGUGUGACCACCUCUUUGGUAUGAAUUUAAUCCUCACUCUCAUUGCUAUAGUGGGUGUGUGGCCCAUACAUGUAUGUUUUGCAUGAUUCAU
Molecule: messenger RNA, 1950 nt
Organism: Thunnus maccoyii (southern bluefin tuna)
Lineage: Eukaryota; Metazoa; Chordata; Actinopteri; Scombriformes; Scombridae
Product: thialysine N-epsilon-acetyltransferase-like
Exons: 6
Coding region: 65-574 (169 amino acids)
Molecular function (GO): N-acetyltransferase activity
Source: RefSeq, a predicted model, not a curated record